GCCGGCGCUGAUAACCAGUAAAAGCAGUUGUCAAGAUGCAAGCACUGUUGCGCGUUGCCCGCACCGCGGUUGCCGCGCCGGCAGUGAAGAUGCCUUUCGCAGCUGCGUUCUCGUCGUUUGAAGUUGUAUCCCGUGGCUUUCCUGCACAUCAAGUCCCUUCUCGUCCUCCCAUUCUCUUCCAAGCGGACGACGCCCUGGACGCGGUGCUGGAAAACCUGCGUCUGUCGUCGGAGCCCAUUGUUGGCAUGCAGUUGCUCGGCCGCAACUCGCGCAAACCGAAGAAGGCCAACCACGGCAAGCGCCCUUGCUCGCACGUCCGCCGCCGCUCGAAGCGCCUCAAGUAAACAAGCGUCGCGCAGCCCAUCGAGUGUGUUGUACUUUAGACCUUUUCAACUAGAACCCCGCGGUUUUUGGAUCGCUAUUCCUCGAUGCCUAUAUAAAGCAGAUCACUUUCAUGUC
This is a messenger RNA of Aphanomyces invadans, 459 nucleotides long. RefSeq lists its product as hypothetical. The coding region runs from base 36 to 344 and encodes 102 amino acids. The transcript has 3 exons. The record is from RefSeq and is a predicted model, not a curated record. Lineage: Eukaryota; Oomycota; Saprolegniomycetes; Saprolegniales; Verrucalvaceae.